AUGAGACUCUUCCCGCUCAACGUCCGCCACUCUGGCGUCUUCACCUCUUUACUCUUCUUUUCCUUCCUUUCGUUUUCCUCCGAAUUCAGUUUUGAUCUGAAGGAGCUGCGGAACAAAGUUGCCAGAAUCAAAGUGAUCCCCAGAGGGAACCUGUGGGCCACAGGUCAUUUUAUGGGCAAAAAGAGUGUGAUGGAGACUCCUCUUCUGCCAGAAGCGGAGGAGGCGCUCUCCUCCCGGCAGGGGGCGCUGGCGGAGCUACUCCUGAAUUUUCUACGUGACGUGUUGGAGUCACAAGAAAGGCGCUCUAAAAGUCAGGAGGCAGAGCUGCUGAUGAAGAUCAUGGAGAGCUACCAUCGGAGCCGGGAAUGA
Messenger RNA from Synchiropus splendidus (mandarinfish), 369 nucleotides. It is a transcript of the gene nmbb, whose product is annotated as neuromedin Bb. Gene Ontology annotation, cellular component: neuron projection. Gene Ontology annotation, biological process: neuropeptide signaling pathway; positive regulation of hormone secretion. The coding region runs from base 1 to 369 and encodes 122 amino acids. The record is from RefSeq and is a predicted model, not a curated record. The transcript is spliced from 3 exons. Lineage: Eukaryota; Metazoa; Chordata; Actinopteri; Syngnathiformes; Callionymidae. Gene Ontology annotation, molecular function: neuromedin B receptor binding; neuropeptide hormone activity.